This is a messenger RNA of Mercurialis annua (annual mercury), 1080 nucleotides long. RefSeq lists its product as uncharacterized. The record is from RefSeq and is a predicted model, not a curated record. The transcript has a single exon. The coding region runs from base 1 to 1080 and encodes 359 amino acids. NCBI's taxonomy places the organism in Eukaryota, Viridiplantae, Streptophyta, Magnoliopsida, Malpighiales, Euphorbiaceae.
AUGGAAGAAGGUCUGAUCGCAGCAUGUUCUCAGCUGCGCCUAACUGAAGAUGAACAGGAAACUAUAACCCUGGAAGAUGUUAUUGAUGAUAACGCAGAUGCAAAGGCAGAGUUAUGUUUGGUUGGCAAGUUACUUACGCAGAAGCCAUAUAAUUUGGCUCACAUGAAAAACGCAUUAACAAGCGCUUGGAGGUUGGCAAAAGGAUUUACUAUAAGAGAUAUAGGGGAUGAGCUUUUUGUUCUUGAAUUUUAUUCAAAAGUGGACAGGAACAGGAUCCUUCGUGAGGGACCUUGGAACUUCGACAAACAGUUGAUUCUUCUUGAACCAAUGUCCGGGAAUAUGCAACCUAACAAUAUGAUCCUAAAACACUGCUUAGUAUGGGUGAGAAUAUAUAACCUACCGAUGAACUGUCGUGGUAUGGCUGCCAUCACUAAGAUAGGAUCAAAGAUAGGGAGAAUUGUGGAGGUGGAUGGUGAAAGUGGUGAGUGUAAUAGAUAUGGUCGUGUUAGGGUCAAUCUGGAUGUGUCAAGGCCAAUUUAUAGAGGGACGAAGGUGAUAAAUCCGCUGGGUGAACAAUGCUGGAUUCCGUUCAAAUAUGAAAGGGUCCAGAAUUUUUGCUAUUGGUGUGGAAUGCUGGAUCAUCUUGUCGCGGAGUGUGAGGAGAAACCAAAAGAGACGGAGGUCUCAGAUUGGCCAUAUGGACCAGGUCUACGCGCUACUCCCCGGAAAAGGAGCUUGAUGGGAAACAGGUAUGUCCCUAAGACAACAUACAAGGAUCAGGAUGGCCAAACAACAUCGGGCUCUCAGUCUGAUAAUGCUGAGAAAUCAAGAGCUGCUAAAAGAAGUCUUAACCUUAAUGACAACUUAGAGGCUGCUAGUGAUGCUAGAGAGAACACUGGUCCACAGCAGGUUGUUGCUCGGGUUAAUGGGGAUACUAGCGAAAACAAUACAACAGCUAUUGGAGCUACAGAUCGAUUAGAUGUGGAUGGCCUUGUGGAAGUUUGCAUUCAACAAGUUCAGCCAGGUGAAGGUAAAAAGAGGGAAGUAAUGGGCAGUGCAAAACCAUUCGAAAGGGUGUAA